UUUCUACAGGGUGUGCUUAAUUUAUAUUAGCUACUGUGCAUUGAAAACUGUUCCACGUUAAACAAACGACCAACUCCGCCUGCUCAUUUUGCUUCAUACGAAUACAUUAAAGCCACUCAUUGUCAAGCAGGCUCGUUAGCCUGCAAGCUAGCCGGUAUCAGAGCUCUGCUCAGCUGCUGUUUGUGGAAGAUGGCGGAGGGCACCGGCGGCAACGGGGGCGGCGGCAGCGGCGGCUGUGGCCUGGAUCCUGCUAGUUUGCCCCCAGGUGACCCGCAGCUCAUCGCCAUGAUCGUAGAGCACCUGAAGAGCCGAGGACUUUUUGACGAGUUCCGACGCGACUGUCUGGCGGACGUUGACACCAAGCCUGCCUAUCAGAAUCUUCGUCAGAAGGUUGACAACUUUGUGACAUCGCACCUGAGCACUCAGGAGUGGAAGCCGUCCAUCAACAAGAACCAGAUGAGGAAUGGACUCCGGCAAAGUGUAGUCCAGUCUGGCAUGUUGGAGUCGGGGGUGGACCGGAUCAUCACUCAGGUGGUGGACCCUAAGAUGAACCACACCUUCAGACCAAACAUUGAGACAGCUAUCCAUGACUUUCUGUCUGGGGAUAAAAGGGAUGACAAUGCUGUCACUUCUGAGCCGCCGGAACCGUCUGACGGACCCAAAAGCAACCGCAGCUCGGCCGGACUGUGGAGCUGGACCCGCCAGGGACCAGGAUCUGGAUUUGACAGGACUAGGACGCCCGACAUGGCCACGCAUGUACAUUUGCUGCUUCUUCAACUCGUUCUUUUGGUUCUGCUGUCGCACGUCCGAGCUUCUGACCCACCACGUGACGUCACGGACAAACACACGGCCAAAAGGCGCCAGCUGUCCCUGCAGAGCACAGCGGACAUCCAGAACUGCCUGGCAACCUCCGGGGACGCCGGCUGUGGGACGUUUCAGUGCUUCAAUAACUCAUGCCAGCUGGACGGCCUGCAUCUCAUCUGCGUCACGUUGCUGCAGCACGCCGGACGAUACGACGCGCAGGGCAAGUGGCAGGUGAAGGAGUCCCUCCGUUGCCUGUCUUCGGGGGUGCGACAGCGUCUGAGUUGCGUAAGCCGUCGCUGUACGGCCAUCAGGGAUUUGCUGUCCUCUCUACAGAAGGAAUGUUUCACCAAACACCAGCUGUGUCUUGCUGUACGGGACCACGAGGACACCCUGGGAAGCCUGGUCCACUUCCGCCUACUCUUCCCGCCUGGGCCGCACGCCGAGUUCAUCAACUUCCUGUUGACGUGCGGUGACAAUGUUGGCCUUUGGGUGCAACGCCGCCUGCGUCUGCAAUGCCAAGAGAACUGGGGGGCCCUGUGUGGCAGCCUGGGUGUAACAUGCACCCCCAAAGUGACCAACACCACCACCAGCGCGCCAACCACGGCCGGACAACUAUCACCCGAAGAUGUCAGCGCCACUACUGAUGUUACUCAACACUAACAGUGACUUUUACUUGUACUGCUAUAGAAACAGCUACCUCAAACUUUGAGUGAAAUUUCAAGACUAUUUUUGUGACCUUGUUUCAACUUUUGAUUAGCCAGUUGUUAAAGUUUGUUAAAGUUCACAGAAAGUUUGCAGCUGAUUGUUAUGAAAAGUUGAAAAGGUCCAAUCUAGUUGACAUGUGGAUUUUAGGUUCAGACAAAAAUUUUGAAUCACAAAAAAAUAUGACAUCUUUGGAGUGCAGCUCCUAAACACUUCUUUUAUUGUAUUAUUUAUAAGUAUGUUAUGUACAUUUUGUUUUAAACAUGAAAUGUUUUUCAAUUGAGGAGGUGCUGCUUGACCAGAAUGUUUUUUUUUUAAAUUGAAUGUCCUCAGUGUUUUGCUCAAUAGUGAACCGCAUGCAACACGUCACCUUUGCUCAUUAAUAUUCAUGACGUGAGCAACUGUUGCUCAGGGGGGUCAACUAUCAAUUUAUUUACACUUCCGCCUUACUAAAACAACAGUGGCAGUCAGAUACCAUUUUAAUUUUUUUAGGUCAUUUCUUGCCAGACAGAAGCAGCAUGGCAAAAUGCCACACUAGAAAAUAAGUAAAAAUAUCAAAGUUGAGGUGGUUGCAGCUCAACGUUGCAUUCGUAGGAAGAAUUGACGGAGAAUUAGUUGUCUUUUAGCCAAAACUUGGCAUGUUUAAUUUCCAUCGACAUGCAGAUACAUCCUCUCUCAUUGCUGUCUUCACAGGCAAUCCCACAAAUCAAAGUAAUGAAAGUCAUACACAAAGUAAUAAAAGUAGCACUUUAGACAAUUAUGUCCCAUCCUGCCAUCUUGUGGCGAAAAGAUAAUAUGUCAAUAAUAACAAGCUAUAAGAACAUUAUUUCAACAUCAACUGAGGACACAUUUAUGAAUACAAAACGUUUCCUCCACCAUUUCUCUUAACAGCUGGCAAUGGAAGUGGAUUGUCAUCUGUAGGACCAUGGCCCCCAACAAAAUGUUUACUGCAUAUGAAGGUGAAUGUUUCACCUUGCUGCCGUUAAACUGGUCUUUUGGACGUCUGCACAAGUUGAUCCAUUGUUCACAUUUUUUUCCCCUCUGAGUUUUUGGCUUCAGGAAACUUAUGAAGAAAAUAUCCUUCAUAUGUCAUAAUGUGAAGAGUCGUUUCUACAAGUUCCAUAGCAGUAGUGUUUACUCGGCAUGUUCUCUUUUGUAAGAUUGCCGGCAGAAAACAAGCAGCACGAGCAUGGGCUGUAUGCGAGCGCGCUUACCUAUUGACCCCAUUCUGGUUUAUGAUGGUGAUGUCUUGUGGUCUAAGAAUAGCAUUCGUGCGGUACGCUAUUUUCAAUGUUGACUUUUUAUUUUUUUAAAUAGUUUAAUAAUAAAUCAGUAACAGAGUGCUUUACUCUUUUGUAGUACUGAUGGUCAUUUAAUUUUUAACUUGGGAUCGCUAUCAGUAAGUAAAAAAAACAAGUUGAUACAUUUUCAAAACCAAGUCAUUUUCAUAUCUAUUUUGUUUUAACAACAUUUGUUUCAACUGAAAAGUAGAGUUUUUAUUUUAAAUGUAUCUGUAUUUACUUUAUACACCGGGUGCACACAUAAUAAUGUUCUUGGCUUUGUUGGAUUUUUAAUCUUUAACAUUGAGCAUCAAGAAUCAUUACUGUAAUAGAUUUUCUUCAAUAUACAAUUAGAGAAUUAGAGCAAUGACAUCAUUAACAGAACCAGAGUAGUGUUCGAAAACGUAUGAAUGAUUGAGGCAAAACAGUCUUUUUUAUUUUUUUUUGCAAUCUUUCAAUCAUUUCCACAGUAUUUUUUUA
Molecule: messenger RNA, 3266 nt
Organism: Corythoichthys intestinalis (scribbled pipefish)
Lineage: Eukaryota; Metazoa; Chordata; Actinopteri; Syngnathiformes; Syngnathidae
Product: stanniocalcin-2-like
Exons: 7
Coding region: 190-1464 (424 amino acids)
Cellular component (GO): extracellular region
Molecular function (GO): hormone activity
Source: RefSeq, a predicted model, not a curated record